Messenger RNA from Symbiodinium pilosum, 2228 nucleotides. The record is from the annotation of a GenBank genome assembly. Lineage: Eukaryota; Dinophyceae; Suessiales; Symbiodiniaceae.
GUGAAUCUGAUGCAGCAUCAGCGCUACAGGGCAAAGCAGAUGUUCGCCUGGCGGAUGUACAGCAACGAGUGCGGCAGCUCUUGCUGACGGCGCUGCGCACAUGGCGAGCCAGCUGCUUCGGCUCUGAGAGCAUUGGGCAUCUGCUUGAGUAUAUCGAAGGGAAGAUUAACAAGUUCGAAAGCGAUGUGGGGCAGAUUCAAAAUGCCGCUGCUGGCGCAGAAUGGCUAGCAAUCAAGCUGGCAAUUGAUGGGCUACUGCAUGGUGUUGCACUGCCAGAGGAGGAGCAGGCUGGAAAGGUUGCCUUUCAGCCCCAGCUGGCAGACACGGCGAUGCGACGACAGGAGCGGCAGAGCAACAUCCAAGGAAUUUGCUGGAACCGACAACGGCGGGCAUGGGCACUUGCGGGUGGUGAGUGUGGAAUGAAGGAAGGGAACAGGAAACCGCUGAUCCCCAAGGCGUCCUCAGUACGGGGGGUCUGGUUUGACAAGAAGAAGCAGAAGUGGAAGGUAGGCUUCACCCAUCCAGUCACGAAAAAGAAUUUGCACUGCGGCUCCUUCCGGACACAGAAGGAAGCCGAGACCAAAGCUCGAGAGAUGGCCAAGCAAUUCGGGCUUCAGGCCGAGACUGAGGUGGUGCCAGUGAAGAAGCUCUCGGAGCUGCGAAGAUUCAUGCCGAUGGGGCCACAGAAGGGCGUGAGGUGGAAUCUGGGUGAGCAAUGCUGGCACGCCACAUGCGCGGUCAACGGCAAGACCCGGAAUAUGCGAGCCAGACCCAAGGACUUCUCGCAGCAGGAGGUGGAGAGGGCUUGGCUGCUGGCAGCUGAAUGGCGCAGGCAGCAGGAGAUGGAGAAGAAACAGGUCCACGACUUGACCUAUUUCAUCUUCAGGGCAUUGCUUCAUGGAGGGCUUGUGCUUCAGAAGCCCUUCUACGGUGCCAAGAGCCCGCGUGAAGCGCUCCAAGCGUCAACGGAGGCCGGAGAACCUCAUUCUCAAAGACGACUACCUCCAGUGAUUCCCAACGAAGCAGGCAUGAAGAGCACUCCGAACCUGAACGGAAAUGGCCUCAAGGUGAAAGAGGCCAUGGCGUAUUCUGAGGAUCCUCUGGGAAAGAUCCUACUCUCCAGUGCUAAACUUAUGGACUUCUACCCGGCGAGGCUCAUGUUUUUGGUCAAAGCCGCGCGCGGAGACAUCAGUUGCCGCCAAGCGGGCCAUAGGAUCCUGGAGGAUAGCAGCUCGACAUCGGGAAGCUCUCACAUGAAUCGGGACAGUGACCAGCGAGAUGAGAAUGUGAAGGACCAGAUCAAGCAAGAGAUAGUGAUGGAGGCGGAGGGGCUCUGGGCGAAGCCUGUCGACUACGAUGGGGUUUGCGGCGAUCACAGACCCAAGCGGCGACGCAAACGCUUGAUCCGGACAAGCCCCGAGGAAGCGAACUCCUUGGAGUCGCAAGAGCCAAGUGGUGUAUCGUGCCAUGGAGGCGAGCAGGGCUGCGCUGCAGAGGCCCCGCAAGACCACGCCCAUGGACAAGAAGCUCGGGUGGGCCAGGCAGCUUACAAGCGAUUCCGCAGCCUGGAACGCCAGAGCGGCGUGCAAGGCAUCUCCUGGGAACGCUGCUUAUUCCGCUGGAAGCUCUCUGUGCAGCGGCUCAGGAAGCGACACAACAUCCACUUCCCCAUCUGCAAAUUCCUGCAGCAUGGCCUUGGCGAGGAGGAGGCCGUGGCGGCCGCGUUGUGCGAAGCCAAGGCCCAGCGGGAGAAACUCAUAAGCACAGGUAUCCUCAAGCCACCGAAGGCCGAUCACGGCAAGCACUCCACGGUGAGGGGAGUGUGGUUUAACCAACGUAGCCAGAAGUGGGAGGUGGAGUUAAGCCAUCCCAUCACCAAGAAGAGGGUUCGGCGCCGCAGCUUCGCAGCACAGGAGGAGGCUGAGGCCACGGCGCGAGAGCUGGCCAAGGAACUCGGCAUCAAGGAAGUUGAGGGCAUUGUGUUGCCGGUGAAGCAGUUCUGUGAGCUGAAGCACUUUGAGCCGCUCGGGCCGGAGGAGGGAGUCAAGUGGAGGUUCGGGGAGCAGUGCUGGCAUGCCUUCUGUAAAGUUGGAGGCAAGACCAGGAACAUGAGGUCUCGCCCCAAGGACUUCUCGGAGACGGAGGUGGAGAAAGCCUGGAAGCAGGCCCUGGCUUGGCGGAAGCAGCAAGAGAAGGAGCGAGACCAGGCCAAGGCCGAGAAGAGCUGA